AACAGCAGUAGUACAGGAAGUCAAUUGAGAAAAGCGGAUCGGGUGCAGUGAGAGAACUUGGAGGAGGUUGAGCUAUCAGCUGUCUUCGCUAGAGGAAGACCUAUGAAGUUAUCCUGAUAUAUUUGCUUACGAACUAAGCAGAAAUUCUUGAAACUUGUGUGACACAAGGUCGAAUAGAAUCAAUUGCACAAUUUUCCAUUCAGAUGGCUCCUGCAGUGGACAUUGGACAAAUUGAAAUAUGUGAGGAAUUGGACCGUGUUAUCCUUCACCUUUUUGAUGCUCUAGAAAUCCUCCAGACCAAGAGAGAAGCUUUUAAUAGCAUGGUGGAGCAGGGUUGGUUCUCACUCUCCAAAUCUCGCUAUGCCAUGGGUAACAAAUCUGUAUCUACCCUGCAAUAUGGACACCAGAUGACACCACUUGUUCGGAUAGAAACUGGCAAGGCAGAUGAUGGGCAGACUCAGUUUCACGUGAUCACAGACGAUGCUUUCAAAGGGAAGGAUGAAAGCCCAAAUAUUGUGGAAGAGAUUGGCCCCAGUGAACAAGUUCUACGACGACGAAAAGGUCCAGGAAAAGCAGAGGAUGUGGCCCAACCCCAGAAUACAGCAUCCCAGCCUGCAGAGAGCUUAGGCCACCAAGACCCCCUGAACUGGUUUGGCAUCCUUGUGCCUCAAAGCCUCCGACAAGCUCAGAAGAUUUUCCGAGAAGGAAUCAACCUGGCUGCAGAAAUUGCCUCAAUACAAAGUGAAAUUGAGGCGACUCGAAGUUAUUACCAGUUACUGCUGGAAAAAAAACAAAAACUGGUAGCUGGAAAGAAGCAGUACUCUCCUUGAUCAAUAAUGAUCAUCUCUCCUGAUAUAAUAUAAGCUAUAAAAGUAUAGCUUAUAUUGGAGCAGUUUUGGAAACCUCGAUGUUCUGAACUGUUUUUAAAUCUCUAUGUAAAAGAUAAUUAUAAUUAUUAAUGGCUUUGUAAGUUACAGGUGCACUUUAGAAAGAUUUGUUUGCACAAAGCUAAAAUUGAUGUAUAUAUUUUAAAAUAAAGCAUAGCUGGAAAAUCUA
Ahaetulla prasina is the source of this 1056-nucleotide messenger RNA. It is a transcript of the gene VMA22, whose product is annotated as coiled-coil domain containing 115. The transcript is spliced from 6 exons. The coding region runs from base 204 to 830 and encodes 208 amino acids. NCBI's taxonomy places the organism in Eukaryota, Metazoa, Chordata, Lepidosauria, Squamata, Colubridae. Gene Ontology annotation, biological process: vacuolar proton-transporting V-type ATPase complex assembly. The record is from RefSeq and is a predicted model, not a curated record. Gene Ontology annotation, cellular component: extrinsic component of endoplasmic reticulum membrane.